Messenger RNA from Gamsiella multidivaricata, 1344 nucleotides. RefSeq lists its product as uncharacterized. NCBI's taxonomy places the organism in Eukaryota, Fungi, Mortierellomycota, Mortierellomycetes, Mortierellales, Mortierellaceae. The transcript has 5 exons. The record is from RefSeq and is a predicted model, not a curated record. Gene Ontology annotation, cellular component: SNARE complex; endoplasmic reticulum. Gene Ontology annotation, biological process: retrograde vesicle-mediated transport, Golgi to endoplasmic reticulum. The coding region runs from base 1 to 1344 and encodes 447 amino acids.
AUGCCUGACUUGACCAACAUCUUCCGCGCCACAGUUCAAGACCUGAGCCAGGCCUCAGAUGCCACUGGGCAUCGUGCGCCCAACAAACAACUCACCAAACCUCAGCAACCGGAUCUCUGGAUACAGGAAGCACAUAAUAUUUCAAGGACAAUGGCAGACCUUCGCGCGUUCAUCAUCACUACGCGACCCGCAUAUCUCAACCUUUCUCGUGGCGCAGGAUCAACCGGUGCCAGUGCAAAUUCGAUGCGCGGCCCACGACGAUCCGACUCUAUACCCAAGAAUAGCUCCAAUGGGGCCGGCAGCAGCAGCAGCACCUCCGGAUCGUCGAAGCUGUUAAACGACCUCUUGGAGACGGUUUCGUCAUUAACCACACUCUCAGACAAAGAUCGCGACAGCAUCGAUAUGCAGGCGAAAGUAAUGAUGCGGCAGAUCAAGGGUGCGAUCGAGGAACUGGAGACGCUCGAGCAAGAACGCCGGAAGAGACAACAAAAGAGCAGCAGCGGCAACAUGGCAGUGGCAGGACUGAAUCAACUCUUGACAGCUGCAACGGGUUCCAUGGGUCCUGUUGACAACUUGGCACAACAUCGUCAGGGCGUGACUCUUUACUUAAAUGAACGGCUCGCCAGUCUCGCCACACUGCAUAAGGAUCAAUAUGAGGCCAGGAUAGCCCGCGAGAUGGAGAAGCGAGAGAGCUCGCUUUUUAAGGCUUUGCCCAAACCCGGCGCAGCGGGAGCGAAUGGCUAUGGCAUAAGACGCAACGACUCUGAGGCAGGACCACUGGGACCAGGGGUGAUGCUGUCGCAACGCAGGAAUAACAAUGCCAGUCCACGACCACCGGGCGAUAGGGCUUCCGAUGUUGCAAACAGAACAUCUGGUGCGUCGCCACUUCCAUCGUAUGGUUCAUCUGCUGCACCUACAAAUGCUUCUUCGAAAGGUAUUUCGUCCGCUCAGUAUUAUCAUCAAAGCCAACAGCCGGGAGAUGGGUUCGUGGACGAAGAGCAGGAUUUCGAAAACAGCCUGACAGCAGAGCAGAGACAGAUGCUGCAGCUGGAGAACGAGAAUAUCGUCCAGAAACUGGAGACAGAGUUGAAUCAAGUCAGACAACUGGAGUCGUCCAUGAUGGAACUCUCGUCACUUCACUCGACUAUUCAGGAACAUCUUGAAAUUCAAACAUUGCAGACUGAUCGUUUGCAUGAAGAGGCCUUGACAGCCAUCGGUCAUAUUGAUGCCGGAAACGAUCAACUUAUCAAGGCUGGGAAGCGGAACAGCAGCACUCGCAAGUGGAUCUUGUUCUUCUUGAUCUUGGCAAGUUUUGUGCUGCUCUUCCUGGACUGGUACGACUGA